AUGUCAACGUCAUAUUUAAAUAAAUUUAGACCCGUGACACGCAACAUGUACUGUCUUUGCACAUAUAUGUAAUAUUUCGGAGUAUUACAUGUAUAUCUUUGCACAAAUUUCAUUCUAACCUUGAAAAUUUUAGAGACCAAAAUUCACAUUUGAUUAUUUUGCUCAAAUUUACUAUUUUUGAAAUGCCCAAGAAAAAAACUGGACAAAGAAAAAAAGCUGAAAAGCAAAAAUUAAGGCAAAAAGAAAUACGAACUGCAAAAGAAAAUAUUCAAUUAGCAGAGCAUCCAUGCAAUAUUUCUAUGGAAUGUGAAAAAUGCAAUCGAAAGCAAAAAAGUCGGGCUUUUUGUUAUUUUUGCCAAAGUAUACAGAGACUUCCUGUUUGUGCCCAAUGUGGAAAAAUGAAAUGUAUGUUGAAAACUGGAGAUUGUGUAAUAAAACAUCCAGGAAUAUAUACAACUGGAAUGGGCAUGGUUGGUGCCAUUUGUGAUUUUUGUGAAGCAUGGGUAUGUCAUGGUAGGAAGUGCCUUCAAUCUCAUGCUUGUACUUGUCCAUUACAAGAAGCUAUUUGUAUAGAAUGUGAACGUAGUGUCUGGGAUCAUGGUGGAAGGAUAUUUAGAUGUUCUUUUUGUACAAACUUCCUUUGUGAAGAUGAUCAAUUCGAACAUCAAGCAUCUUGUCAAGUUUUGGAAUCUGAAAAUUAUAAGUGUCAAUCUUGUAAUAAGUUAGGACAAUAUUCAUGUCUUAGAUGCAAGACAUGUUAUUGUGAAGAUCAUGUUCGAAGGAAAGGAUUUAAAUAUGAAAAAAACAAAGCUAUUCCAUGCCCCAAAUGUGGAUUUGAAACAUCACAGACUAAAGAUCUUAGCAUGUCAACUCGUAGUCAUAAAUUUGGUAGACAAGGUCAAGCUUCAUAUGAAGACUAUGAUGAUUAUAAUGAAGCUACUGGAGGUGAUUACGAUGAUUAUAAUGAAGCUGCUGGUGGCGACUAUGAUUACGAAUAUGAUGAUGAUGAAGAAUCUGAAGAAUCAUCUGAGGAAGAAAGUGAUGAAAAUGAUGAUAAAAAUGAAAAAUAAAUGUGUAAAUUAUAAAA
Messenger RNA from Diorhabda sublineata, 1087 nucleotides. It is a transcript of the gene Noa36, whose product is annotated as zinc finger protein 330 homolog. The record is from RefSeq and is a predicted model, not a curated record. Gene Ontology annotation, cellular component: nucleus. Gene Ontology annotation, molecular function: zinc ion binding. Lineage: Eukaryota; Metazoa; Arthropoda; Insecta; Coleoptera; Chrysomelidae. The coding region runs from base 183 to 1070 and encodes 295 amino acids. The transcript is spliced from 5 exons.